Messenger RNA from Colletotrichum godetiae, 2004 nucleotides. Its product is annotated as fungal-specific transcription factor domain-containing protein. Bases 1 to 2004 code for a protein of 667 amino acids. The record is from RefSeq and is a predicted model, not a curated record. The transcript is spliced from 5 exons. Gene Ontology annotation, biological process: DNA-templated transcription; regulation of DNA-templated transcription. NCBI's taxonomy places the organism in Eukaryota, Fungi, Ascomycota, Sordariomycetes, Glomerellales, Glomerellaceae. Gene Ontology annotation, molecular function: zinc ion binding; DNA binding; DNA-binding transcription factor activity, RNA polymerase II-specific.
AUGUCAGGACCCGCCGAGUCGGAUCAAACUGUUCAAGGCCGCCAAUCUCCAACAUCACCCCUGUCCACGAGCAGCAAAAUACCCGUGGCGUCCAGAACUAAGAGAAGGUCUACACCAGCAUCAAGCCAAGCUUAUACAAUUUGCAGAUGCGACAACUGCCGGCGCCUGAAAGAAAAGUGCAAUGGUGGAACUCCAUGUGACCGGUGUGUAAAAUCCGGCCGUAACUGCCUAUUCACCAAUGCGUACAGGCGAUCAAGACGCCGACCCGCACCUCAGCAGCCAGCGGCCGUCAUAGAUCCAAAAGAGUUCUUUGAUAUCGAAAGAAUUCGGAACUUGGAAGCCAUUGUCCAACACUUUAUGAACAUACAGGACUUCAGCCCCAAGAGGCUCGUAGAGUCUCUGGACCAAUCAGCUAAUGUCGCUACUGCCGAGCAGCUGCUAUCAUGGCCAUUCGCCAUUCAGGACGCAGUUUCUCUAUUUCCACCUGUCGAUAUCGCCACCAUAUUACUCGAUGUCUUUUUCAGCGUUUCUCAAACAAACUACUUCUAUGUAGAUGAGGAACAGAUACGGAGACGAAUAUCUGAGAUGUAUACAGGUAUCGCUGCACCGCUCUCGACUGCCGAUGCUCCAUGGGUGUGUACCGUACUCAUGGUAUUCUGCGUCAGCACCCAGUUCGCACAUUUAGCGCCUCAGGUGAAAAGUAGGCAUUCGAGGAACGGGCAACUCGAUGUUGCUUCAGCGGUCGAUGAUGCUUUGGCGCUGUCUUUCUAUCGAAAAUCAACGUCCAUGAUCCCCGACUUGUUGACAAUUGGGAGUUCACAAUGCGUGCAGGCAUUCAUUUUGAUGGGCGUGUACACACUCCCAGUAGAUCCUGCAGGCUUGGCUAGCAGUUAUUAUGGGAUGGCUAUGAAAAUAGCGAUACACAACAACAUGCACUUGAAGAGUCCAUACAAAACACGAGACACAGAGAUGAGCAACCGCAUUUGGUGGACAGUGUACACUCUAGAAAGGCGUGUAUCCAUACUGCAUGGACGGCCAGCAUCAAUUCAGCGGUCGCAGAUAGGCACUGAGCUCCCAGUCGACUUCCUUGAGCUACAAUCAUCCGGAAGGCCCAAUACAUUUCACAACGCCAUGGCGCAAAAGGAUCUUACCGAGAUCAUGGAGAUGGCUCGUGACACCAUCUUGGUUUUGAAAAGAGCCGAUAGGCCAAAGCUCAAGCAAGUAGCUAAUGAUGCCCUCAAAGUACACCAGAUGUUAGAGAAAUGGUGGGACAAUCUCCCAUCCGAGACCUUCUGCAGGGAUUUUACGCCAGCCCGACCACUCUUUCGAUCAAACAUACACCUUGCACUGACAUAUCACCUGGUGCAUAUUUUCAUGGGCCGCUCCUUUAUUUUUGACGACUUUAGUGCCGACGAGCUGUCUAUCCACGAAUGGGUCACGACCCGCAAAGUCCUCAUAGAACACUGUAUUAAAAGCGCCAUAUCAUCCAUACGGCUCUGUCAAAAGCUCAACGAUGAAUUCGGGCUUUCCAAAUCCUCGUAUACUGAGUUCACUUCUUGCUGCGCUGCAGUAGUAACUUUGAUAGCUCACCGUGUCCUCAACAAGACGGCAGACCUGGAGGACAUAUGCGACCAAGGGAUUAUACUAUUAAAAAUUAUGUCUGGUGGCGUCUUUGCGAAUACCAAAAGCUCAGAGAAACAGGGCCUGGAGAUUUUAGAAAUGGCGUUGGCCAAACUGGGCACAAGUCAUGGUGAAAGCCCCGCAUUGGGUGGUGCGGGUUAUGACCAAUUUUGCACCUGGGUCGCACUGCAGAUUGACCCGGAUCACUCGCUCAGAGACGACGAGGCAACGCACGCGGCAGGAUUGGCGGAGAGAUGUAAAUCAGCUCCGGAAUAUUCCCAUAUAGAAGGAACGAACUUCAUCCCGGAGUUCGUUCCCUCUACAUUUGCCGAGCUAAUGUCGUUCCCGGGCUUGGAAAAUUAUUUCCAGUACUCAGUAGGGUAA